AUUUCUUCCUAAUAUCCAACCUAAACCUCCCCUGGCAAAGCUUAAGACCAUGUGUGUGGCUGUCCCACCACUCCAAAGGCAGGAGCCACUUCCAGCCCUUUGCCCACCUCCCCAGCACUUUCUUCCUCUCAUAAUUAAUUCCUGCCCUUGCCAGCUCACUGAUGUCCUCACAGAGAACAAUGUCCAAGUUCAUGACCGCCCCAAACCCACGCCGUGUUCCCGUGCUGUGUGGGGCACUUAAUCCACAGGGCAGGGCAGGGUGUUGGCAGCUGAUGCUGUCCCUGGUGCCUUCUCACUCUUAAUAACCCUGCCAAAGCAUCUAACAUGGUAUGUUCCUGUCCGUGAUUAGAGCUCCAAAGUGUUAUGGCAAUACAAUGAAUAAGUUGCAACUACAGAAAUCAACUGUACAGGGAAAUCAAGGUCCCCUCUUCAUGUCUCUUGAUCUUCACCAGACUUGAAGAACCUGUAGUUCUUGGAGCUGGAGUUUCCACAAGCGGCUACAAUGUCUGUAAUAUAAAGCAAUUAAGCGAUUGGUAGUUGUAUUGUUGAGCCAAAUGGAGGGACAAAUAUGUCAUCUGCUGCUGAAGGACUGAGGGACAAGGAAUAGGUUCCUGUAAGUGUCUGUGAAAUUCCACAAAGAGUGAUAUUAUUAACUCAGUAUCAUCUGUCUGGGGGGAUUUCCAGCAACUAAUGAUUUUGAAGGUUGGCAUUACUGAUCGUGGAAUCGAAUCCCCGCUGGCGGCCGGAACGCUCGCGGGGGCACCGCGGCGCGGCGGAACUGUCCCGUGUGCACUUCCGGCGCCCUCCCGCCUCGCCGCCCCAUGGCCGCGUCCGUGGAUUUCAAAACCUAUGUGGAUCAAGCUUGUAGAGCUGCAGAUGAGUUUGUCAAUAUUUAUUAUGAGACAAUGGAUAAGAGGAGAAGGGCUUUAACCAGACUAUAUUUGGACAAAGCCACGUUAGUUUGGAAUGGGAAUGCAGUGUCUGGGCAAGAAGAACUAAAUAAAUUUUUUGAAAUGUUGCCAUCAAGUGAGUUCCAGGUUAAUGUGUUGGACUGCCAGCCUGUUCACGAACAAGCUACUCAAGGCCAGACAACAGUGCUCGUGGUGACAAGUGGGACUGUCAAAUUUGAUGGCGAUAAGCAGCGCUACUUCAAUCAGAACUUCUUGCUGACAGCACAGGCCACCCCGACCAACACCGUGUGGAAGAUCGCCGGGGAUUGCUUCCGCUUCCAGGACUGGGCCAGUUAGCAGGGACUGCCAGGGCAGUGACCUCUCUCAUUUGGCACGAAGGAGUCCACUGUGCAGGCAGCUGUUCUCCCCAGGGAACACACGCGCUCUUUGUGUUGCAUCUGUUGUUAUGGAAGGUCCGCAGAUCCUUCGGGGUUGGUUCCAGUGACCACGGCUUUAGUAAUAAUCUUAAAAUGUGAGAGGUUGCUCGUCUUAGUUGAAUUUAGUGAAGUGCUGAAGGCAGUGAGCUGUACUCGAAUCAUUCCUCAAAUGCCUUACAUGCAGCUGUGCUGCCGCUGCUGAAUGCUCAAACUCUGCUAUUUAAGUACAAAAUCCUAUUCAUAUACAAUUCUGACCAAAUGUAGGUUUUUUUCAACUUGAAAAGACCUGUUUUUACAGUAGCAUCUUCUCUUUUUUGACGAAGAUGCUUAUGGCAUGUGGAUGGAAUUCCGAAAGCUACCUACUCCUGGUUGUAAGAGGCUGGGAAGGAUUGCAGUGGUUUCUGCUGUUUGUGAAAGGAGCAAAUCUCUCAAUCCAUUGGAAAGGUAAUGUUACCUUCUCUGAUGUGGUAGAACUAAAUAAUCUCAUCGGGUUUCCUUCUGGUCUGAGCUUCCCAGACUUUGGUCAUGGUUAAUUUACGUGGAUUCACAUGUAGGGCAUGCUGAAUGAUUCGGAGCUCCUGUGCCAACAACUUGCCACAUGCAUGUAAAGGACUUCAAACUGAAUAUUUUUUCUUUUGAAGUCUUACAGUGACCUAGAAAUAGGUUGGUAACAUGAUUUCUGUUUGCUUUAACUGUUCAUUCUGUUGCUGUGAGGUUUGGACUAUUUUUCCCAUGUUAAGUCUGCAACUUUUGAAUCCUUUUUGUCUUUUCAAGAACCAUUGUAGUUAAAAAGUGGCACUGAAAGUGUGUAUUACUGUGAAGCCUUCAAUUUUUCUCUUCAGUACUGUUAUUCAGAACAGGUGCUUGAAUUAUUUUCAAGAACAGCAGCUCUGCACCACAAACACUAUCUUCCUCUCAUGCAGGUUUUUACUGUAUUUUUCAUGUUCUUUGUAAACAUGGCCUUUAAUUAUUGAUUCUGGGACGUUUUGUGUGUCUUGCUUUGAAUUUGCAGUUUAAAGCUUUCAGCUGCUUUAAAAUAGUUUUCAAGACUGCAGGUUGAGAGUGUCUGUCUUAACUUGGGAACUUAAGAGUAAAUCUGGAUAUCAGCAGAUUUGUUUCAAAUUGGUCUGUUUCUGUUUUAAGCU
This is a messenger RNA of Lepidothrix coronata (blue-crowned manakin), 2472 nucleotides long. RefSeq names its product nuclear transport factor 2 like export factor 2 (gene NXT2). The transcript is spliced from 8 exons. The record is from RefSeq and is a predicted model, not a curated record. Gene Ontology annotation, cellular component: nuclear pore central transport channel. NCBI's taxonomy places the organism in Eukaryota, Metazoa, Chordata, Aves, Passeriformes, Pipridae. The coding region runs from base 822 to 1247 and encodes 141 amino acids. Gene Ontology annotation, biological process: protein import into nucleus.